Molecule: messenger RNA, 723 nt
Organism: Gossypium arboreum
Lineage: Eukaryota; Viridiplantae; Streptophyta; Magnoliopsida; Malvales; Malvaceae
Exons: 1
Coding region: 1-723 (240 amino acids)
Source: RefSeq, a predicted model, not a curated record
AUGGAGAGAAUUAUGGCCGACCUGUAUUUUACUGCUGACCAGAAGCUUAAGGGGGCUGUUUCUUUGCUUCGCGACGAAGCAUAUCAGUGGUGGUUGAUCGUUAAGGAGGGCACCCAGCCUGACCGAUUGACAUGGGAUCUCUUUAAGACUGCUUUCCCGGGCAAGUACGUGGGGGCCAAUUAUAUUGAUGCCAGGAGACGGGAGUUUCUGAAUCUGGCACAGAGAGACAGAUCUGUGGCCAAAUAUGAGGCUGAAUUUCUGAGAUUGAGCCAUUACGUGCUAGGCAUGGUGGCAUAUGAAUAUGAGAGAUGUAUCCUAUUUGAGGACGGCCUUAGAAAUAACCUAAUGGUGCUAAUAGCUUCGCAGAGGGACCGUGAGUUUGCUGUUUUGGUUAAGAAGGCCAAGAUUACUAAGGAUGUUAAGCGCACGGAGCGCCACAAGAGGGGUAAAAACAAAAGAGAUUUAGAGCCCUCGAGUUCUGGGAUGAGGCCUAAGAAAAAGGCCAGAUCUGAUGGGCCUGUAAGAGUUGGGCCUCCGGUUGCACCUACUAGGGUGGCGUUGUGUGGGCAAUGUGGUAGAUGCCAUCCGGGAGAGUGUUGGAGGACUACUAGGGCGUGUUUAAGAUGUAGGUCGACUGAACACCAUGUUUGGGAUUGUCCGUUGAGAAUUGAUCAGGUGCAAGCUCUAAGUUCUGGUACUGUACAGCCACCGAGAGUAGUUUAG